GCUGGCGCUGUGGUGCCCACACCCACCGGGACCCCUCUGCAGGUGUGUUGGCGCAGUCCUUCCUCCAGUGUUUCACGAUGGCCAGUGCCGCCUUCAACCUGCAGGUGGCCACGCCUGGGGGAAAGGCCAUCGACUUCGUGGGGGUGACCGAGGGCAACGCACGCUGGGUGCAGGACUUCCGCCUCAAGGCCUACGCCAGCCCGGCCAAGCUCGAGUCCAUCGACGGUGCCCGCUACCACGCCCUCCUGAUCCCCAGCUGUCCUGGGGCCCUGUCUGACCUGGCCAGCAGCGGGUCCCUGGCCCGUGUCCUGCAGCACUUCCACUCUGAGAGCAAGCCAAUCUGUGCCAUCGGCCAUGGGGUCGCCGCCCUGUGCUGUGCCACCAACGAGGACAGAUCCUGGGUGUUCCGUGGCUACAGCCUGACAGGGCCUUCCGUGUAUGAGCUCGUCAGGGCCCCUGGCUUCGCUGGCCUGCCGCUCGUGGUGGAGGACUUCGUGAAGGACGCGGGCGCCAGCUUCAGCGCCAGCGAGCCUGACGCCGUACACAUCGUGCUGGACCGCCACCUGGUCACAGGCCAGAAUGCCAGCUCCACGGUCCCCGCCGUGCAGAACCUGCUCUUCCUCUGCGGCAGCCGGUGAGGGCCGGGUGGGCGCAUCCUGCCACGUCAGCAGCGCGGCCUCACGUGCUGGUGCUCAGCCCUCGAUCCGUGUCUGUCCUGCAGGAAAUGAGCCGCCUGAGA
Carlito syrichta (Philippine tarsier) is the source of this 739-nucleotide messenger RNA. It is a transcript of the gene GATD1, whose product is annotated as glutamine amidotransferase like class 1 domain containing 1. NCBI's taxonomy places the organism in Eukaryota, Metazoa, Chordata, Mammalia, Primates, Tarsiidae. The record is from RefSeq and is a predicted model, not a curated record. The transcript has 6 exons. Bases 78 to 638 code for a protein of 186 amino acids.